AUGUCAGCGGGUACUGGUGGCAAGUCAGGUCCUACGACUGGACAGAAGACGGAGGCGCGGAAGCCUGUCUCCCAGUCGGUCCGCGCUGGUCUGCAGUUCCCUGUGGGCCGUAUUCACCGUCACCUGAAGAAGAAGUCGCAGAACAACAUUCGCGUUGGUGCCAAGGCAGCGGUAUACCUGAGUGCUAUUCUGGAGUACCUCACCGCCGAAGUGCUGGAAUUGGCUGGUAACGCGUCGAAGGAUCUUCGCGUUAAGCGUAUUACGCCGCGUCACUUGCAGCUUGCCAUUCGUGGUGAUGAGGAGCUUGACUCUUUGAUUCGCGCUACGAUUGCAGGUGGUGGUGUACUGCCGUACAUCCACAAGUCGCUCAUCAAGACGCCUGGCAAGAAGAAGAGCUCGUCGUCGGAGUAA
Malassezia pachydermatis is the source of this 411-nucleotide messenger RNA. RefSeq names its product histone 2a. Gene Ontology annotation, cellular component: nucleosome. The record is from RefSeq and is a predicted model, not a curated record. Gene Ontology annotation, molecular function: structural constituent of chromatin; protein heterodimerization activity; DNA binding. The coding region runs from base 1 to 411 and encodes 136 amino acids. The transcript is spliced from 4 exons. NCBI's taxonomy places the organism in Eukaryota, Fungi, Basidiomycota, Malasseziomycetes, Malasseziales, Malasseziaceae.